This is a messenger RNA of Vollenhovia emeryi, 3457 nucleotides long. It is a transcript of the gene Rab26, whose product is annotated as ras-related protein Rab-37. Gene Ontology annotation, cellular component: Golgi apparatus; endosome. Bases 583 to 1524 code for a protein of 313 amino acids. Gene Ontology annotation, molecular function: GTPase activity; GTP binding. The transcript is spliced from 8 exons. Lineage: Eukaryota; Metazoa; Arthropoda; Insecta; Hymenoptera; Formicidae. The record is from RefSeq and is a predicted model, not a curated record.
GCGCGCGUGUGCGUCCGCCGCUGUCUUUCACGCUCCUUGCACCCCCGUAUUAGGAAUACGGUCUGGCCGUCUCGCGGAAUCUCGCAUAUCGCCCUCGCGUACACACAAUCGUCGCGCUCCACCUCGUCCCAUUGCGCUGCCGGCCGUCGGACAGCUGCGCGACGAGCGUGACUGCCGCGAGUGUGCGUCGACGAGGUGCCAAGGUGUGUUGUCACGUGACGACGACACUGUCGCGACCACGGGGCUCGGUCCCUCGAGUCUCGAAGGGCGGAGGAAAUCGACCCCCUUGUCCUGCUGGGUGCUCGCCAACACCAUCGCGCCGACGUAACACCGCGCACUGUGUUCAACUGACGACUCCGGGUCCGCGGGACGAGACGAGAUUAAACUCGGCCGGGGGCAGCGGGACGGCGUAAAUACCGCGGCGUAAGAUCGAUAAGGGAAUACGAGGGAGCCGCGCCGGAGUCCUCCCGUAUUUCGCGCUCGCCGUCCGUCGGCCGUUGAUGGGAAAAGUGGGUCGACCUACCGCAACACGUUGGUGGAAGUUAUUCAAUGAGGAACGAUAUUCGCAUUUAGAAGAGUACGAUGAGAGGUGGUGCUGGUGAUGGUGAUGGUCCGUCUAUGGUUACCGUUCCUGCUUCGUCGGCGUCCCUUAAUUUUAUGACGACCGAGGAUAGCAUGAGCGACGACGUAUUCGAAAUGGACGACGAACGCUCCUCCACCGUCACGAAUGUCGUUUCCGGAGGCCUCACGCCCGCAACCGUGGAACGACCCCUCGAGAAGACACCCUCACCUACCGGAUACCGCGAUUAUAAGCCACCUGCCGAGGUGCUCAGUAACAACUACAGCACGACUUUUAGAACAACGAGCGACUUCGACAGCGUAAGAAGCGCUUUGAAGAAGGACCAGGAGAGAGACGAUAAUUUCGCGCACAAGACAAUCCUCCUCGGUGAUAGCGGAGUUGGCAAGACUUCGUUAUUGGUCCAGUUCGAUACCGGAAGAUUCCAGCCGGGAAACUUCGCGGCCACCGUGGGUAUCGGUUUUACGAACAAAGUUGUCACCGUCGACGACACGCCGAUCAAGCUGCAGAUAUGGGACACAGCCGGCCAGGAGAGGUUCCGAAGCGUGACGCACGCUUACUACCGAGACGCGCACGCGCUUUUGCUGCUGUACGACGUGACGAAUAAGACGAGUUACGACAACAUCAGGGCUUGGCUAAGCGAAAUCCGGGAACACGCGAACGAGGAUGUCGUCAUCAUGCUGCUGGGUAACAAGUCCGACUGCGGAACGGAGCGUGCCGUUAAGCGGGAAGACGGCGAGCGAUUAGCGCAGGAGUACAAAGUGCCGUUCAUGGAAACGUCUGCCAAGACUGGCCUCAAUGUCGAAUUGGCGUUUCUCGCCGUUGCUCGAGAGUUGAAGGCUAGGAAAAGCGACGAUUCCGACGGGGCGAAAUUCAACGUUCAGGACUACGUGCGCCAGCAGUCGCAGCGAAGCUCCUGCUUCAACUCCAGCUGCCUGACAACCUGAACUGCUUUCCUUUUCUACGUUACAUUAAGAGGAUACGCGAGCCGGAACCGCGUUGGUCGCGACGAGACACGGCGCGAAAUUGCCAUCGUGAGGCAAGCACCCCAUUUGACUGCCGCGCGAGGGAAACAACAUCGCGGUGUAACAUUCGUCGGCGGGACGGUGUAAAUUUUAUACUCGAGUCAUAGAGCAACUUUGCGAAUAAACCACAGCGCAGGCGGAUCGAUCCACGUUCGUCGGGUGAAUCGGAAUCGCGGUGCGGCGAGUGGUCAGCGUUUUCGGGAAACGCGAUGCAUUAUUUCGCUCAACGAGCGGUCGCGAAAGUGUUAACGCAAUAUCGAGAGAUCCAAAUUGUUUGCGCACUUAGAGAAAUCGAGAUCAGGGAGCUGAACUGCUUUCUUUUUUUUUUAGCGUAGCAUCAAGGGGGAAACGCGGAGUUCUCGUUAAACGUAAGCAAACACGUGUCAAUGGUUACUCGCACACGCUGUAUAUUAAUGUGAAUAGUUCUAAGAGAAUAGAGAGAGAGAGAGAGAGGGAGAGUUUCACACGCAGGAUACCCCCGUAGGUAAAGCUUUAGCUUGAUGGUUCUAAUUUCAUGUACGCCACAUCCGCGUACGUACGCACAUAUAUAGUAUACAUAUACGAGUAUCAUUAAGCGCUCAGAGCGAUUAUUAAGCGAUCGUUGAGCAUAAGCUGUAACGUCGAUUGUCGCACACCGAUUCCGUAAUCGUUCGUUACGUUAUGCUCCAUUAGCGUUCGCCGUUCGUAACAAAGGAGCGCGAAUAAUCUUGCGAUUUGCAUACAAUGUGCUUGUUACCGAGUUACAGCUCGGCGCGGCUGCAUUUCUCUCGCGGUGCCUGCGUGAGCGAAUAAAAUGUCAAUGCAAGCUCGGUCGACGUACCAAGUUGCGAAGUAGUGCGUGUCGAAAGAAAGAGAGCGAGAGAGGAAGAGAGAGAGAGAGGGAGAGAGAAAGAAAUUACAUCUCGCGGGAAGAAUGAGAAAAGAAUUCGCGACCUUCCGUCGAACGGUAGUGGCCGAACACGCUCAAGUUUUCCCAAAGAGCGGUCGCUUUCCUCCUCUCUUUCUCCCUUCUUUUCUUUCUUCUCUCCUAGCGAGAAGACGAGAGAACGUCACUUCUAUACGAAUACCGCCAAAUAAACUGCUAGUUCCGAAGGAGACGAAAGGGACGCGAACGACAGGAGGGCGACGGUCAUUUUUAACGAGUCCAAAAUCGUCGUCGCCGUCAUCACGGAGCCGUGAGAUCUUUUUUUAGAGUAGACAGCGUUUGCUACCAAUAGCUACUUGGUCGGGUGCCGUUUGCCUCGGGCCGACUCGUGACAAAUUGCGACACUGUUGGCGAUCUAGAUGUUCCAUAGGAAUCUGUGACGUUUCGUGAUCGUUAUCACGAGCAUGUUUUGUAAUCGACAAACUGAUAUUUAUGUAAUGUUAGAGAGAGAGAGAGAGGGUAAGAGAAACACUAAUGCCAAUUGACCGCGGGAAAACGGUUAUCCGCAACGUAAUGUAGGAAAUCAAGGAAAUUUAUCGAUCGUUAUCGUAUCAGAGUUCUAAGCAAAGUUGAGGAUCGCUGUCUGUUGAAGAGUCAAUAAGCUUAACACUGUUCAAUAAAGCUCUAUCCAUGUUACCGCGAAGGACCGUUCGAUCACUCUUGAUUUUUCUAAGCCUCUAUUUUGCGAUAGAAUUAGCGGAAGUAACCGGGGACGCGCGCGAGAGAGAGCGCGAAAUUAAUUUUUUUAGCGAAACGGACAUCCGAGGAGAGUUUAGAUCGGAAGAUCGAGGGGAUAUAUCGCGUAUGUUACAUCCUGAUGUAUAUGACGUGCAAUCUGUCUUACCUGCAGUGUACAAAUGACAAUUUCGUGUAUCAGAUGUAUAUUGAAGAAAUAUAUGAAAUAAAAGUCGACCAAACGUACGAGAGGUA